AUGUUGGAUUGUUCAAUUUGUCGAUUUUCAAUGGUGAGUUUGAUAUACAUUUCGAAGGUUUUUCUGGAGUUGUUCGAUUCCUGUGGUGUUUUGAGAACUUUAUUCGCGCAUAUCCCAUUUGAAUUCAAAUUUCAAUGGGUUUUGAGGUGCAAUUAUUAAGCAUUUGAGCAUUUCCAGCAAAAAUUCAACUCAAAAUUCUCCAAAUCUCCUCUUGAAUCAGCUCGUGGAUUGAAACUUGAUGAACGAGUUGCCGCAAUGAUGAUGCUCCGAUUUUCGCCACUUGAGCAAAUUCUAUCGGAUAUCUAUCCGAGAUUAUAUCGAUUGAAUGAUUUGGCGGUGAGUUUUUUUGAGGGUUUUGAUGAUAUGCACAAUUUUCAGCGCAAAAUUUCAGUCAGGAGUAUUUUUUCCAGUCUUUUUUGCAAACUUAUCUGAAACUCUUCCAUUUUUCAGCUACCAACAUGUUGUGAUGAAUCGAGUUGGCCACGCCCACAUUUUUGUAGCAAGUAUUUGGUGGAAAUUAUCAAGAGAUUCAUGAGAAUUCGUUGAUUGAAAGAGACAAUGAUGUAUCGAGACGAGUAGUUGCAUUCUUCAAAUAUGUCUCACUUUUACGAUUCUAUCUUGGGCCCAUUCUUAUUAUUAAGUACGUUUUUUCGGGCAAAAAUCACGAUUUUGAAAAAUAUCUGAGUUUGAUUACUUCACAGGUCCGAAAACAGAAAAUUUACUCAUAUUAAAAUCGACUAAAAAAGAAAUUUUGGGUUUUUCAAAUUUUUCUUUUUGAUAUUUUUUGAAACGUAUUUUUUUCGAGGUUUUGAAAGUUGGGAGAAAAAGAAAAAUGAAGCUUCUAUAGCAAAAAAAUCAGCUCAAAAUUUCACCCUAAAACCUUCCAAAAAAGCACGACCUCUAGAUUUUCAAGGUCAUUUUGUAGCUCUUGCAAAAUGAGCCUGAACUUGAAUUUUAGAAAAGUUUGAUUUUGGCUCAAAUCUGGAUUUUUGAUUAGAAAAUGAGCUUCGAAUCAAAAUUGAGAUGAAAAUUUUCAAUCUAGUAGAAAUCGUCGGAUUUUCAGAGAAUAAUUUUAGUAUCCGAGUUUGAUAAUUCUCGAAUUUUUAAUUUCAGGUUAUUUUUUGGCUCUUGAAAUUAUCUGCAAAAUGAGUCUAAACUUGGUUUUUAGCUGAAAUUCGUAUUUUGAAAAAAAAAAAACUAGAAACUUUUUCAGAGAAAAUGACGAGAAAAUCCCAGAAACAUCUUCAAAACUAAAUAAUCAGUUCAAAAUUUUGAAUUUCCCUCCCAAAACUUUCUAUUUUUGCAGAGAACAUGCUGCAAAUCGUGAAUUAUUUGUUCGUCGACUUGUUGAUGAUCGAACCGAAUCAACUCAUUCUUAUAACGAAUUUUUGCUACAUUUAAAUUGA
Caenorhabditis angaria is the source of this 1406-nucleotide messenger RNA. NCBI's taxonomy places the organism in Eukaryota, Metazoa, Nematoda, Chromadorea, Rhabditida, Rhabditidae. The record is from the annotation of a GenBank genome assembly.